AAACACGUGUCUUUGAGUACAUCCCCAUAUGACAUGUAUUUUAUUGUCUAUUGAUUAAGUCUUAAAACGUGGAUCCGAUUGAGAUGAUCAGCGAUGGACACAUCGGGUGAUAACGUGCGCUCAUUAUCAUCGGUGGCCGACAUGGGAUCAAAUGCAGUGAUGAAUAACGGAAAUGCCAUCAAAUUAGUGAAAGCCAUCUAUAACUUCAAGCCCACCAAUAAUGAUGAGCUCUGUUUCAAUAAGGAUGAUAUAAUAACGUUAACCCAAUGGCCAUCAGGGGGCUGGUGGGAGGGCACUCUGAACGGCAUCACCGGUUGGUUUCCAUCCAAUUACUGCCAACCGUUGACCACAUCGGACACCGAACUCAAAGACAGCGGUGUCUCUCAUGUGAUCACUGGUGCCACUAAUAGUCACGACACAGACUCUCAACAGUACAGACAAAUGGUGUUCCAAGACAUUGAGGACACGGAAUCGGCUUAUGUUAGAGAUAUUAUGGACACUAUUAAUAGAUAUCUAAAACCAUUACAACUCUCGCAAAUUUUGCCUGAGAAUGACAUCAAUGCGAUCAUACGUAUUGUACAGGAGAUCAGUUCAGUGCACCGGCGCUUUCUGGUCACACUUAAUGGCCUUAAUUCUCUCCCUCACAAAGAGGUGCGAAUUGGUGGCGUGUUUCUGGAGUUUGCACCGCAUAUAAAGGCUGUCCACUUAGACUACUGUGCAAAUCACGCCAAGUUUGUCCACUCGAUUGAGAAAUAUAAGAAAGACAUCUGCACUCUGUUUAAUGGUAUGAACCCAUCGGACAACAACGCCGGUAACGUUCAGUUGACUUCGUGUUUAAGCGCAUCGUUUAGACGUAUAGACAAAUAUCCGGCUCUACUUCAAGAACUUCAAAGAUAUACUGAUGAAAGUCAUAUCGAUAGAGGAGAUACACAAAGGGCUGGCUUUGUGUACAGAGAUCUAUCGAUGUCUUGCCUGGAGUUGAGGCGAAGGAAGGAAAUGGAACUGGAGGUCAUGUUAGGCAAUAUCAAGAACUGGGAUCAGGGAAUGAAAAACAUUCAGACAUUUGGCGAAAUAAUACGCAUGGAUUCGGUGAGCAUUCAAAUUAUCCCGGAUUACAGCGAAAUGAAAAAAGACAGAUAUCUGGUUCUGUUCCCACAAAUACUACUCGUGCUGUCCGUCAGCACCGAAAUGACAUCAUUUGUAUUCGAAUCGAAACUAAGACUCGAAGACGCGGUCAUCAAAACGAGUGGUGAACUCAUGGACGCGACCAAUAUAUUUGAGAUCACGUCGACUGAGGAGAAGACUACCGGCGCUCAGACGACAAACAUAUCGUUUAUCAUUCAGUGCCCGACUAUUGAAGACUCGAAACAUUGGAUCGAAUUAUUACAGAAAUAUAUCUUACAUUCACAGACAUUGAAACACAAUCCCAGUGCUGGUGUGCUUCACGCCAAUCACGGCUCCGACAGCACUGGUCACCGAUCGGCCGUUCCUUCCAUACAAAGCGAAGGGUCGACCACUUCUUCGGCUAUAAUACUGAACACAUCGCAGUCAUCGCAACGUAUCGCCGGACAGACACCACAUAUCACACGAUCUAAUAUUUAUUGGACUAAUAAAUGUUUGUUACCCCACCCGCCCACUCGGAUUAGACCUCAUAGUGGCACUACCGGUGCUAAUACCCCGGCAGCUGUCAGUAAAAAAGGGAAUUUAAGUGCAAAUGAAGAUAUGCUUAUAUUGCAAGUCAUUGAGAGUUAUUGUAAUAAAGGACGGGUCAGACAGCCUUCGAGUGCAGCUUAUUCAGACAGUCCUCAGGUGUAUGUCGUGGACGAGGACCGACCCAAUACAGGCAGCAAUUCAUCGGUUAAUAGUUUACAUAAAAACGGGGAGACUGUGAAUACGGAAAUGGAUAUAAGAAACGAAUUGAGACAAAUGAAAAUGGACUAA
This is a messenger RNA of Oppiella nova, 1941 nucleotides long. Lineage: Eukaryota; Metazoa; Arthropoda; Arachnida; Sarcoptiformes; Oppiidae. The record is from the annotation of a GenBank genome assembly.